UCCCAUCACUUCACUCACAGACGAGGAGCUGAUUGAUGUUCUCCGAGACAAAUUAAUCUACGUUUCUUUUUACCUGAUAUAAAGUCAUUACUUGUUUCCUUUGGACGAAAAAAUAAUCAUUCAAUAGGAUACGGCGUUGUUUAUUUGUUUUUAAUUAUGAAGUUGUCAAAUAAUCAGCAUCUUUCAGAGAACGGAGAUGGGUCGGACUUGAAUCCCCCUUUGAGAAAUCCUUUCGUUCACGAGUUACGAUUUACCCCCUUGGAGAAAAUCAGGAUCGGCGUCAUGACCGUGACGGUCUUCCCAGUCCGGCUGCUGUUUGCGGCGUUCCUCAUGUUGCUAGCUUGGCCCUUUGCCUUCGCCGCCACCCUAGGACGAUCUGAGCUGGCCGUGGAGGAGCAGACCUGGUGGAGGAGGCUCUGUGACACGGCCCUGAGGGUGAUCAUGCGCGCCAUGUGGUUCUGUGGAGGAUUCCACUGGGUGACGGUGAAGGGUCGGCCGGCCCCGCCCUCGCAGGCCCCCAUCCUCACCCUGGCCCCCCACUCGUCCUACUUCGACGCCAUCCCCAUAACCAUGACCAUGGCCUCCAUCGUCAUGAAGACCGAGAGCAAGAACAUCCCCCUCUGGGGCACUCUGAUAAAGUUCAUCAGGCCAGUGUUCGUGUCGCGGUCGGACCAGGAUUCCCGUAGGAAGACCGUGGAAGAGAUUAAACGCAGAGCCCACGGUGUAGGGGAGUGGCCUCAGAUCAUGAUAUUUCCGGAGGGGACGUGCACAAACAGAUCCUGCCUCAUCACAUUCAAGCCUGGAGCCUUCAUUCCAGCAGUUCCGGUUCAACCAGUAGUUCUGCGAUACCCCAACAAAAUGGAUACCAUAACGUGGACUUGGCAAGGCCCUGGAGCUUUUGAGAUACUAUGGCUGACAUUGUGCCAGUUCCACAACCCCAUAGAGAUUGAGUAUCUGCCUCUCUACACUCCUUCAGAGGAGGAGAAGAACAACCCUGCUCUCUUCGCGAACAAUGUCCGAAGCAUCAUGGCCAAGGCACUGGAGCUGCCUGUCACAGAUCUGUCGUUUGACGACUGCCAGCUGAGCCUGGCAACAGGCCCGCUGCGUGUCCCUAGCAACAGCAGCCUACUUCAGUUCAACAGACUAGCCAGAAGACUUGGGCUGAGAACAAGUACUACAGAUGCCAUGUUACAGCUGGCAGCUAACAGAGCCAGGAAGCUUUGGGGAGACCGGCUGGGAUUGGAGGACUUUGCUCAGUACCUGGAUCUGCCAGUGACAGACAUGCUGACGGAGUUACACGGCCUCUUCAACCGGCAUGGAGAUGGCCUGAUCGACGUCCGGGAGUAUGUUAUAGCCCUGUCUGUGGUGUGUCGGCCUUCUAAAGCCAUGGACACCCUCAGGCUGGCCUUUGGGAUGUAUGGGGCAGAGGAGGAUGGGGCCAUCAUGGAAAAGGAGCUGGCGUCCAUUUUGAGAAUGGCCUUGGGAGUACCAGAGGUUGAUGUCACAGAGCUGUUUACAGCCAUUGACACACACAACACUGGCAAGAUCACAUAUGAUGAGAUCCAUCGGUUUGUGGAGCAGCACCCAGACUUUUCUCAUGAGUACCUGCUCCCAUCUCGGGCCACACCCUCUAUCCCCCACACAGCCGCCCUGGUCAACGGGUUCAGUGGGGACAGCCGUGACACAGAGGACCAGACCUGUAGCCUCCCUGGACAAAAGAGGAAGGAAGACUGAGAGACACUCCUAUGGACUUGAGGCUGUCUUCUGCAACAGUGGGCAGGAAGAAAACAAGUGAUGAACUGAGAGUCCUCUGUCAAACUCAACUUCUGCAAAUACUAUACCUUCUGUGUCACUGUGGCCUGUAUGUUCUACCAGAGAGGAGCGCAGGGAGGAGGUGCUGAGGAUAUACUGGGAUAAGGACGGAUGGACUGAGAGGAGACUGACACUGGAAGGGAGAGAUGGAGGUAGAGAAGGGUUGGAAUGUCAAAGGAGGAUGUGAAGGGAGUCAUCCAAGGAGACGUUUCGGUCCGUGAGAGGUUAUGAGGGAGGGCGGGGAACAUCCAGUCCUCCGGACACCAUCUCACACCAAUACUCCGUCUUCGGUUCUGUCUCUUACUGUUUACACGGACUUUCUGAUUGGGCGGCGUAACGUGGAACUGCACAUCGUGGCCCUAAAGUGUUUAGGAAUUUGCCAAACACUUUGGCUUUUAUCAUUUUCUAAAGGCUUUUGUUUUUUUUAAUGUACUACCGCUCUGUAGGUACUUUCUCUGAUUUGUUUUUGUCAUAUUAUUGAUAUCUGUUGUUAUGAUCAUUAAAGGCACACUUCAGGAACGUUUAGGGUUAUCGUUGUCCACUGGGAUUCCAGACUGACUGAGCUCCAUUGCAUCUAGCCAAUCCAGGCUAAUAGCCAUGGCAACCCAAGACAUAAAACCCUUAAAACCGACGAAUACGGGACCAAAAUUAGACCUAAAACAUAGGACUCCUUAUCACAUUUCCAUUAAGCUCCAUGUUGCCUUUCAAAUCAUUUUUUAAAAUGUCAUGGCUGUUUUAAUGUUGCCUGAGCUUAAGUAAAACAUCUCACAGCUUA
This is a messenger RNA of Esox lucius (northern pike), 2587 nucleotides long. It is a transcript of the gene lpcat1, whose product is annotated as lysophosphatidylcholine acyltransferase 1. Lineage: Eukaryota; Metazoa; Chordata; Actinopteri; Esociformes; Esocidae. The record is from RefSeq and is a predicted model, not a curated record. Bases 157 to 1734 code for a protein of 525 amino acids. Gene Ontology annotation, molecular function: calcium ion binding. The transcript has 14 exons.